This is a messenger RNA of Carassius gibelio (silver crucian carp), 3253 nucleotides long. RefSeq names its product collagen alpha-1(XIV) chain-like. The record is from RefSeq and is a predicted model, not a curated record. Bases 33 to 1040 code for a protein of 335 amino acids. The transcript is spliced from 8 exons. Lineage: Eukaryota; Metazoa; Chordata; Actinopteri; Cypriniformes; Cyprinidae. Gene Ontology annotation, cellular component: interstitial matrix.
UGUGUGUGUGUUUGUUUCCAGGUCUGGCUCUGAUGUAUAUUAUGGAGAACAGCUUCAAAGCUGAGUCUGGAUCCAGACCUGAUGUUCCUAAGAUUGUGAUUCUGAUCACGGAUGGGAUAUCACAGGACGAUGUUCUUUCUCCUGCUCAGAGACUCAGAGAUGCUGGGAUCGAGCUGUUUGCUAUCGGAGUAAAAAAUGCAGAUGAGAACGAGCUGAUAGCCAUCUCGUCCCCACCGGAGGAGACACACGUGUAUAACGUGGCUGACUUCAGCUUGAUGUUAGACAUCGUGGAGGGACUCAGCAGGAGCGUCUGCGAGCGCGUCUCUGAACUCAACAGAGAGAUCAGCGUGAACAUUCAUACAUGUGAAACUCCAGCCAUCGCUGAUAUUGUGAUUCUGGUGGACGGAUCAAGGAGCAUCAGCCGUUUUAGCUUCAAAACUGUGAGGAGCUUUCUGGGAAUGUUUGUCAAGGCCUUCGCUUUUGGAUCAGACCAAACACGCAUUGGUUUGGUGCUGUACAGCAAGGAUUCAUGGAUCGAGUGGAAUCUGAACACUCACAGCACUAAAGAGGCCGUGAUCCACGCUGUGAAGAAUCUGCCCUAUAAAGGAGGAUACGCACUCACAGGUCUGGCUCUGACGUAUAUUCUGGAGAACAGCUUCAAAGCUGAAUCUGGAUCCAGACCUGAUGUUCCUAAGAUUGUGAUUCUGAUCACGGAUGGGGAAUCACGGGACGAUGUUCUUUCUCCUGCUCAGAGACUCAGAGAUGCUGGGAUCGAGCUGUUUGCUAUCGGAGUGUUGAAUGCAGAUAAGAAGAAGCUAAUAGCCAUCUCGUCCCCACCGGAGGAGACACACGUGUAUCACGUGCGUGACGUCAGCUUGAUGUUAGACAUCGUGGAGGGACUCAGCAGGAGCGUCUGCGAGCGCGUCUCUGAACUCAACAGAGAGAUCAGCGGUGAAAAAGGGUCAGCCGCUUCCAGUGACCUUCUGACCUCUGAGUUCACGGCCAGGAGAUUCUGUGUUACUCGUCCAGCGGAUCUCUAACAGAGCACAAGUGACGCAAAUGAAGAUGAUGAUGAUGAGCAGGAGGAUGAAGAUGCCAUCAGAAGUGCUCCUGUUUGCAGCGUUGUGUGACUGUCCUGAAAAACCAACAAAAAAACUAAUAUUGUUUUAUAAUUUCAUAACUUGUUGCAUCUUUCUUUAUAAUAAAUAACAUUUUAAGUGUGAAUGAAGUAUUUAGAUUUUCUUUUAGACUCACCUGGAGAAGAUCGGCAGAGAUCUGAUGGAACAGAUAAUACAGCUCAGUCAUGCUAAUUAUAAGCUCAUCUAUACAGUCAUCACGUCAUAAUGUACUGUAAAGACUUAUAUUUGUUAUAUUUACAUUAUGAUAUUAUCUAAUUAAAUAUCAAUUGAAAAACUGGAUGGUAAAUUAAUACUUUGAUUCAUCAAGGAUGCAUUUAAUUGAUCGAAAGUGACAGUUAAGACAGUUAGUUUCAAAAGAGUAAUUUUGAACUUUCUACUGAAUCCUGAAAAAUAAAAUGUGUCACAGUCUUCAACAUUGAUAAUAAUCAGAAAUGUUUCUUGAGCAGUAAAUCAUCAUAUUAUUCAGAUUUCUGAAGAUCAUGUGACACUGAAGACUGCACUGUAAAAAAAAUUUCCCUUAAAUAACAGUAAUUUUCUGGCAGCAGGGGUGCCAGUAAAGUACUGUUAAUUUACAGCUCUUAACCAUUAAUUUACCACUCUUAUUUUUUAACAGUAUUUUACCGUAAAUUCUACCAUGGAAAUUAACUCCACUCCCACUGCUUCAAACAGUUCGAGUUUUUAAACUAGCAUUCCUACGAUGUUAGUACUAUGAACUUAUUUCAUUUGAGUCCACUGAGAAGGAAUAUUUCUUUCACUUAAUGUGCAGUAAUAAAGUAACUAAAUACAUGACUUUUACUCAAAUCACUGCGGCUCAUUGUCAGCUGUAGCACACAUGUAUGUGCUGAAGUACUUAACACAGAGAUCACCACUGUAUCAGCAACUCCAUAUUUACUGUCUUUAUAUAAAGCAGCAGAAAAUCUGAAUUUGUGGCUCAUCAUUGACUGAAGCACUGGCUCUACUCUCCAGCACAAUGGUGAACCACUAAACUACAUUAAACUAAACGAUCUCUCUUGUGCAAACACAUUAAUACAGUCAAGUUCAGUAUUUACUCUCAUUAUCAGUGUAUGACUUUGCCUAAUUUUUUUCUAUGGAUGUUCACAAAUAUUUUAGUUAAAUUAACUUAUUUUUCAUUUGGUAAAUCUGACAUUUACAUUUUACAGUAUAUUACUGUUUUUCCUUGACUUGACGGCAAAAAACUGUAGAAAACACUUUUUUUUUUGCUGGCAACCAUUAAUUUACGGCAAGAAACAGUAGAAAAACAGUUAUUUACUGGCAGCAGGGGUGCCAGUAAAUAACUGUUUUUCUACAGUUUGUUUCCUGUAAAUGAAUUACAGUUUAUUACUGUUAAAUUAUGUUUCAUUCUGUUUUUUCUUCAUCUUAAAUCUUUAACCCUUUAAACCCCACAAGAAAAUCCUCAGUUUUAAAUGAACACUUAUAAUGUGUGCACACUACAGAGUGUUAGAGUAACACUGAAUCAGUGAAGUUAAUGAGAUAAUUCGGUGAUUAAUUGAUGAUUGAGCAUUAGUGAUAAACACCUGCAGAAUCACUGAAGCAAAGAGAAACACAAGAACUACAAAUGACUUCAGCCACAGCCUUAGAUGAAAUCAACUGAAUAAAAGAAUACAUCAAAUCUCUCAAGAUCUGAUUAAACAACUACUAAAACAGCUUCACCAGAUUCACAUUACUAACCAGACUGACUUUAUUUCUGUCAGAUGUCUACAGAAGAACUUAUGGAGAGUUAAAUAGGUUUAGGUGUUUUUUCACUACCAUGAUGGAGAUCAGUGUUUACUUUAGUUGGGCUCUUGAACAUGACUUUUCAACAACUAAGGUUUUUUUUUUUUUUUUUUCAUGCUGUAACAAUGUGCUUUUGGAACCUGUUAUAGCAAAACAAAAGUACACAGAAGAAAAAAAAUCUGAUAUUGUUGUUUAUAGAUUGACAAGAACAAAUACUAUUAUUUCUGAUCUAAUCCCGUAUCUCUUCUCUUAUUGAAUAUUGAUACUACAGCAUGAGAAGGAACACUGCUGAGCCAUAAGUUAUGAAAGACUGUUAAUAAAAUUUCACUCAAAAAAAAAAAAAAUCUUAGCAGAAAUUUAGACAGAAACAUCAAGAAUCA